Molecule: messenger RNA, 336 nt
Organism: Charadrius vociferus (killdeer)
Lineage: Eukaryota; Metazoa; Chordata; Aves; Charadriiformes; Charadriidae
Product: zinc finger protein 41 homolog
Exons: 1
Biological process (GO): regulation of transcription by RNA polymerase II
Molecular function (GO): DNA-binding transcription factor activity, RNA polymerase II-specific; RNA polymerase II cis-regulatory region sequence-specific DNA binding
Source: RefSeq, a predicted model, not a curated record
UGCGGGAAGCGCUUCAAGAAGAAGACCCACUUGGCGUCCCACCAACGCACCCACACGGGCGAGCGGCCCUACCGCUGCGGGGAGUGCGGGAAGGCCUUCGGGCAGAGCUCCACCCUCAUUGAGCACCAGAGGACCCACACGGGUGAGAGACCUUUCCGCUGCGGCGCCUGCGGCAAGAGCUUCUGCGUCAGCUCCAACCUGGUCAAGCACCAGCGCAUCCACACCGGCGAGAAGCCCUACGGCUGCGGGCGCUGCGGCAAGCGCUUCCGCUACAAGCCCCAGUUCACCCGCCACCUGAAGGUCCACCCCGACGGGGACCCGGCAUGUGGCCCGUAG